Messenger RNA from Amborella trichopoda, 850 nucleotides. It is a transcript of the gene CRC, whose product is annotated as Plant-specific transcription factor YABBY family protein. NCBI's taxonomy places the organism in Eukaryota, Viridiplantae, Streptophyta, Magnoliopsida, Amborellales, Amborellaceae. The record is from RefSeq and is a predicted model, not a curated record. Gene Ontology annotation, cellular component: nucleus. Gene Ontology annotation, biological process: cell fate commitment; style development; floral meristem determinacy.
GCGGGGGAGGUGGUCUCUUUGUUUUGAGGUAGGAAAAAAGCAUGGAUUUUCUUCCGGGAUCCACCGACCAUCUUUGCUACGUUCGCUGCAACUUCUGCGACACCCUUCUCGCUGUUGGUGUUCCAUGCAGAAGGUUAAUGGACACAGUGACAGUGAAGUGUGGGCAUUGCAGCCAUCUCUCAUUCCUCAGCGCCAGACCCCUUCUGCAAAAUCAGUCACUUGAACUCUUAAGCACUCAGAACUUUUGCGGGGAUAACAAAAAGAGCCAACAGUCUUCUUCCUCUUCUCCAUUGACACCCAACCAGCAGGUUGUCCCAAAAGUACCCAAUGUUGUAAAGCCUCCUGAGAAGAAACACAGGCUCCCUUCAGCUUACAAUCGGUUCAUGAAGGAGGAGAUAAAGAGAAUCAAAGCUGGAAACCCGGAAAUACCACAUAGAGAAGCGUUCAGCAUGGCUGCAAAGAAUUGGGCCAGGUUCGAUCCUCAACUGCUGCAUGGCUCAACAACUUCUACACAAAUUGAAAAGCAAGUGAAACCAAACCAAGAGAUUCAUGGUUUGAAUGGUGCAGGAGAUGGUGACCGCUGGGGGAAGGGUCAAACAAGAGGACAUGAGGCAAUUGCAAGCUGCUGCUAGGUCGCAAAUUACGUAGCCUGCUUUCGAGUUAAAUAAUUACGCAUUUGUUCGUAAGGAUUUAUUGUGUUGAUGAGUUAUAGUUUUUAAUGACGAGUUCUUGAUGUUUUUAAAGUCUUUUAUUGAAGAGUUCUUAAGGUAAGGGUAUCCCAUCUUAUUUUUAUUCAAGGGUUCUCCGUGUAAGGGUAUCUCAUCUUAUAGUUUUCAUAGUUUAUGCCUUC